AUGCCCCUCGAGCUGCUCUCGUUCCCUCCGGCUCAGCAGCCUCAGAUCAUCCGCUCGCAUCAACGCGACUUCUUCCAGGUCUCGGCGCUGCGAGAACAAGCCGAUGGUGUGCUGAGAGCUUGGCUGGGGACGAGAUGGCUAUCUCGAUGGGACAAAGAGGUUGAACUCUGUACGAAGCUGCUGUACUUCGGGCUGACCGUCGGGCGCGCUACCCAAACUCUCGGAGAAGAGUACACCGACAUAUGGAUACACUCCAUGCAUUCCGAAGGCGUACCGCCUUGGCGUGCUAGGGCCGCUCUUGUCCUCUUACCGACGCUGCCCUCGUAUGCGCUUGCUAGAUGGGGUUCGUACCUUGCGCCGACGUCCAGGCUGACGUCGCUGGUACGCAAGCUACCAACACUGCUGGAGAUCAUAAGCGAGGUCAACUUGGCUAUGUUCUACUUCCGAGGCACGUACUAUGACCUGGUGAAGAGGAUGCUUGGGAUUCGUUAUGUGAAUCUCGGCAACUCCUCGCGACCCAAAUACGAGGCCGCCUUCGUAUUCUCUUCUGGGUAUCUUCUAGCCGUGAGGCUGCUACAUCGUCUCGUCAGCUUCAUCCGGUCGUCUUACAAGGCGGACGUAGAAGCAACUGAACGGAAAGGCAAACGACCAGUGGAUGACCAUGAGGAGAUCUACAUUGACGAUAGACCCAUUUCCACAAUGAUUGGGCGUGUCGAUCCUGAUGAGGUUCCUCCCUUGACUGCUGAAGAGGAUGAACGGACGGUUCUCGACUUCUCUCAAAUGCCCCCUACUGUACGAGGAAGCCGAAACUGCACGCUCUGUUUGGAGGAGCGGACGGCGACGACAUCCACAGAGUGUGGACAUCUGUUCUGCUGGGAUUGCAUCGUGGGUUGGGGCAGGGAGAAGGCUGAGUGCCCGCUCUGUCGCCAGUCGCUCAACCUGACGUCUUUGCUACCGAUUUACAACCUGUAG
Messenger RNA from Fomitopsis serialis, 972 nucleotides. Its product is annotated as peroxisome assembly protein per8. The record is from RefSeq and is a predicted model, not a curated record. NCBI's taxonomy places the organism in Eukaryota, Fungi, Basidiomycota, Agaricomycetes, Polyporales, Fomitopsidaceae. Gene Ontology annotation, cellular component: peroxisomal membrane. Gene Ontology annotation, biological process: protein import into peroxisome matrix. Gene Ontology annotation, molecular function: zinc ion binding. The transcript has 6 exons. Bases 1 to 972 code for a protein of 323 amino acids.